CCAUGGAAUAUUCGGAAUGUCCCAUUCUAUGAAGGAAGUUUGCCGGCUGCAACAGGAAUAUUCAUGAACAUGGAGGGGUUGGUCAUGUUCCAGGGUCUGUCUAUAGACUUCUCUCAGGGGGAAUGGGAGUGCCUGGACGCUGCUCAGAAGGAUUUAUACAGAGAUGUCAUGAUGGAGAACUACAGCAGCCUGGUCUCACUAGGUCUCUCUACACCAAAGCCUGAUGUGAUUUCCUUACUGGAGCAAGGGAAAGAGCCCUGGAUGGUUUCAAGAGACGUGCUGGGAGGAUGGUGCCCAGACUCGGAGUUUAGAUGUAAGACCAAAGAUUCAUGUUUGCCAAAAGAAAUCUAUGAAGUAACAUCAUCUCAGUGGGUGAGAAUGGAAAAAUGUCAUAGCCUUGUGGGCUCCAGUGUCAGAGAUGACUGGGAAUGCAAAGGCCAGUUUCAGCACCAAGAUAUAAAUCAGGAACGAUAUUUGGAAAAAGUAAUAAUGACUUAUGAAAAAACACCAACUUUCUGCCUACAGACAUCUCUCACUCUGCAUCAUUGGAUUCAUCCUGGAGAGAAACUGUAUAAAUCCACAGAAUGUAUGGCUUUUAAUUAUGGCUCAGAACUUACACAACAGCAAGAAACCCAUACUGGUGAAAAACUCUGUAAAUGUAAGGAGUGUGGGAAGGCCUUUCGUCAUUUUUCCUAUCUUGUUAAACAUCAGAGAAUUCAUACUGGGGAAAAGCCCUGUGCAUGUAAAGAAUAUGGAAAAGCCUUUAUUUGUGGCUCACAUCUUUUUCAACACCAGAAAAUGUAUACCGAUGAGAGACCUCAUGCAUGUCAGGAAUCCGUGAAGGCCUUUAGACCGUCUGCACACCUUACUCAACAUCAGAGAAUUCAUACUGGUGACAAACCUUAUGAAUGUAAAGAAUGUGGGAAAUCUUUUACUUCUGGCUCAACACUAAAUCAACAUCAGCAAAUUCACACUGGUGAGAAACCCUAUCAUUGUAAGCAAUAUGGAAAAUCUUUUACUGUUGGCUCAACGCUAAUUCGACACCAGCAAAUUCACACUGGUGAGAAACCGUAUGAUUGUAAGGAAUGUGGAAAAUCUUUUGCUUCAGGCUCAGCACUAAUUCGACAUCAGCAAAUUCACACUGGUGAGAAACACUAUGACUGUAAGGAAUGUGGAAAAUCUUUUACUUUUUGCUCAGGGUUAAUUGGACACCAGGCAAUUCACACUGUUGAGAAACCUUAUGAUUGUAAAGAAUGUGGAAAAUCUUUUACUGCUGGCUCAACGCUAAUUCAAUAUCAGCGAAUUCACGCUGGUGAGAAACCCUAUCAUUGUAAGGAAUGUGGAAAAUCUUUUGCUUUUUGCUCAGCAAUAAUUCAACAUCGGCGAAUUCACACUGGUGAGAAACCCUAUGAUUGUAAGGAAUGUGGCAAGGCCUUUAGACGUCGUUCAAAACUUACUCAACAUCAACGAAUCCAUACUGGUGAGAAACCUUAUCGAUGUCGUGAAUGUGGAAAAGCCUUUGUCUGUUUCUCAGGACUCACCAAACAUCACAGUAUUCACACUGGCGAGAAACCCUAUGAAUGUAAGACAUGUGGGAAGUCCUUCAGACAGCGUACACACCUUACUCUACAUCAGAGAAUUCAUACCGGUGACAGACCUAAAGAAUGUAAAGAAUGUGGGAAAUCUUUUGCUUGCGGCUCAGAACUAAUUCGACAUCAGCGAACUCACACUGGUGAGAAACCUUACAAUUGUAAGGAAUGUGGGAAGGCCUUUAGAUGUCUUUCACAACUUAGUCAACAUAAACAAAUCCAUAAUGGUGAGAAAACUUAUCAAUGUCCGGAAUGUGGGAAAGCCUUUUUCUGCCUCAGCCGACAUCAGAGUGUUCACACUGCCAAGAAACCCUAUGAAUGUAAGACACGUGGGAAGGCCUUUAGACAGCUUGCACAGCUUACUCGACAUCGGAGAAUUCAUGACCUAACAUAA
Messenger RNA from Nomascus leucogenys (northern white-cheeked gibbon), 1983 nucleotides. RefSeq lists its product as uncharacterized. Gene Ontology annotation, biological process: regulation of transcription by RNA polymerase II. The record is from RefSeq and is a predicted model, not a curated record. Gene Ontology annotation, cellular component: nucleus. Gene Ontology annotation, molecular function: RNA polymerase II cis-regulatory region sequence-specific DNA binding; DNA-binding transcription activator activity, RNA polymerase II-specific. NCBI's taxonomy places the organism in Eukaryota, Metazoa, Chordata, Mammalia, Primates, Hylobatidae.